This is a messenger RNA of Macrobrachium nipponense, 1641 nucleotides long. RefSeq lists its product as uncharacterized. The record is from RefSeq and is a predicted model, not a curated record. Lineage: Eukaryota; Metazoa; Arthropoda; Malacostraca; Decapoda; Palaemonidae. Bases 1 to 1641 code for a protein of 546 amino acids. The transcript is spliced from 3 exons.
AUGAGUGUUACAUCCUUCAAGGUUCAAGACACAAGCGUUGCAUCCUUCAAGGUUCAAGACACAAGUGUUACAUCCUUCAAGGUUCAAGACAAGCGUUGCGUCAUGUUCAAGACACAAUUGUUGCGUCAUGGAAGGUUCAAGACACAAGCCUUGCGUCAUGCAAGUUUCAAGACACAAGUGUUGCGUCAUGCAAGGUUCAAGACACAAGUGUUGCAUCAUGCAAGAUUUAAAGACACAAGCAUUGCAUCAUGCAAGAUUCUAGACACAAGUAUUACAUCCUUCAAGGUUCAAGACACAAGUGUUACAUCCUUCAAGGUUCAAGACACAAGUGUUACAUCCUUCAAGGUUCUAGACACAAGUGUUACAUCCUACAAGGUUCAAGACACAAGUGUUACAUCCUUCAAGGUUCAAGACACAAGCAUUGCAUCAGGCAAGGUUCUAGACACAAGUGUUACAUCCUUCAAGGUUCAAGACACAAGUGCUGCAUCCUUCAAGGUUCAAGACACAAGUGUUACAUCCUUCAAGGUUCAAGACACAAGUGUUACAUCCUUCAAUGUUCUAGACACAAGUGUUACAUCCUACAAGGUUCAAGACACAAGCAUUGCAUCAGGCAAGGUUCUAGACACAAGUGUUACAUCCUUCAAGGUUCAAGACACAAGUGUUGCAUCCUUUAAGUUUCAAGACACAAGUGUUACAUCCUUCAAGGUUCAAGACACAAGUGUUACAUCCUUCAAGGUUCAAGACACAAGCAUUGCAUCAUGCAAGGUUCUAGACACAAGUGUUAUAUCCUUCAAGGUUCAAGACACAUGUAUUGCAUCCUUCAAGGUUCAAGACACAAGUGUUACAUCCUUCAAGGUUCAAGACAUGAGUGUUACAUCCUUCAAGAUUCAAGACACAAGUGUUGCAUCCUUCAAGGUUCAAGACAUGUGUUGCCUCAUGCAAGGUUCAAGACACAAAUUUUCCAUCAUUCAAGGUUCAAGACAAGUGUUGCGUCAUGCAAGGUUCAAGAUGCAAGUGUUGCGUCAUGCAAGGUUCAAGACACAAGACAUGCAAGGUUUCAAGACACAAGUGUCGCCUCAUGCAAGGUUCAAGACACAAGUGUUGCCUCAUGCAAGGUUCAAGACACAAGUGUUGCCUCAUGCAAGGUUCAAGAUACAAGUGUUGCCUCAUGCAAGGUUCAAGACACAAGUGUUGCCUCAUGCAAGGUUCAAGACACAAGUGUUGCCUCAUUCUAGGUUCAAGACACAAGUGUUGCCUCAUGCAAGGUUCAAGACACAAGUGUUGCCUCAUGCAAGGUUCAAGACACAAGUGUUGCCUCAUGCAAGGUUCAAGACACAAGUGUUGACUCAUGCAAGGUUCAAGACACAAGUGUUGACUCAUGCAAGGUUCAAGACACAAGUGUUGCCUCAUGCAAGGUUCAAGACACAAGUGUUGCCUCAUGCAAGGUUCAAGACACAAAUAUUGCAUCAUGCAAGGUUCAAGACACAAGUGUUGCAUCAUGCAAGGUUCAAGACAAGUAUUGCACCAUGCAAGGUUCAUGACACAAAUGUUUCAUCAUGCAAGUUCAAGACACAAGUGUUGCAUCAUGCAAAACUUAACAAGCAUAGUACAUACCAUGACUACUUCCCCUGGCGCCCUUGA